Molecule: messenger RNA, 1406 nt
Organism: Xenopus tropicalis (tropical clawed frog)
Lineage: Eukaryota; Metazoa; Chordata; Amphibia; Anura; Pipidae
Gene: ambn
Product: ameloblastin
Exons: 10
Coding region: 104-1339 (411 amino acids)
Biological process (GO): odontogenesis of dentin-containing tooth; signal transduction
Molecular function (GO): structural constituent of tooth enamel
Source: RefSeq, a predicted model, not a curated record
ACCUGAUUUAAAUGGAGCCCCUAAAUCAGAGAAGACUGCAUUUUAUUUAUACAAAGCAGAGAAUCGUUUCUUGCAUCAGAACUCUUCAUAUGAAAAGUGAAGAAUGGAACCGUUAGUAUUGGUUUUGUGUCUUUUAAGCACUGCCAUGGCCUAUCCGAUGCAUCCUCAAGCUCCCGGAACACAGGGCUUGGCAAGCAUAAGCCUUGAGACUAUGAGGCAACAACAGGCUGCUAAUACAUUGACAGCACCAUUCAGUCAGAUUUCAAGGUUUGGAUAUAAUGAUCCUUAUUCUGUACUAUGGCUACAUGGCCUCCUUCCACCCCAUUCCUCUUAUCCAUGGCUGCACCAAAGACCACAGCUGUCAGACAACCAGCAGUUUGAAUAUGCUUUGCCUAUCCAUCCUCCUCCAUUACCUGGAGCACAGUCUCCAGCCCAGACAGAGAAACCCGGCCAGCAUGCUCAGAAUAUGCCCCAACAGCCACAAGCAGCAGCUUCAACUGAUCAGGUCUCUCAUCAGCCGUCAUUACCUCUUGGUUUUCCAAUUCUACAGCAAGCAGAUCCAGCAAUGAUGCCACCUAAAGGGGGACCUGCAGAUGGUCAAAUCCAAACGGUAGCAUUGUAUAUGUACCAAACAAUAAUGAAUAAACUACUGCAACAAGGAGCAGGAGAGACAAUCCCAGAUCCAGCCGGCACUCUCCCAGUGAAUCAACAGCAUCCAUAUCCUGGACUAUUCUUUAUGCAGUAUGGUGGAGGACCUGGUGGACCUCCUGCAAGGCUUGGUGCAAUGAGUUCAGAAGAAAUAACAGGGGGGCGUACUGGUGCUGCUCAUGCUUUCAGUUCCCUAUACCCAGGGCUUUUAGGUAUGGGUCCACGACUUGAAAGUCACCCCCAGAACCCAGCUUUACAAGGAGACUUUACAAUAGAAGAUGACUCUCCAGUAGCAGGACAAAAACCAACUGGUCAAGAAGUAUCUCAAGGCCCUAUUGAAAGUCCACAAGGAGUUGGUUCAAGCAUAAUGAUACCAGGCUUAGAGGGUAGUCCAACUGGCCAGGGUGAAACUGUACCAUUCCCUAACAUCAAUUCACCUAAUAUGGGUUUCAAUCCACAAAGUAAAAUCCCACCAGGUGUCACUCCAGCAAAUGCUCCGAGGUUGACCCAUGAUACUGGUGCUGGAUAUGUUCCAUUUGCACUUGAUGACACCAUGCCUUUUGGUAUUCAAAGAGAAAAUGUCAUAAGUGGAGACAUUACUCGUGCAAAUAAUGCUAAGGGUAUUGAGUCACCCAUAAUGCAACACGAAGUUCAUCUACAGAAUCAUAAUAAUUACUUUCAGGAACCAUGAAUAUCCAUAGGCAAAACACCCCUUCACUUACAUUUUUUUCAAUGAGAAAUAUACACUACAAACUGUU